UGGCAUUAAAAAUAGUCAUGUAUGGUAUAAUGUUUUUAGAAAAUUAUAUAGGUAAACUGUUUUUAAUUUUGUUAAGGAAACUACAUUUAAAAUUAUUUUCAAAAUUUUAUAAAGUAAAAAUUAAAAAUAUUGGCAUUUAAAAAUAGUCGUGUAUGGUAUAAUAUUUUUAGAAAACUAUAUAGGUAUCUUUUAGUAAACAAUUUGAAUACUACAAAACUACUUAAUGAUUUCUAAUAUUUUUUCAAAAUUUUAUAGAAUGUAAAAUUGUUAACAUUUUCGGUCAAUAAUAUUGAAUCUUAAAAGCUUUAUUUAAUGACUUCUUGAUUACUUUAUUAAAAUUAACACUUUACUUUAAAAAUAACUUGAUAGAUUUAAGUCAAUAGUUUAUAAUUAUUUCUUAGGAUCUGCCUCUGUGCAGUCGCACAAGCAUACGUCAUAUUCAAUUUGGACUCCCCUAUUUUAACAAUUCGUGAUGGCUAUGGCUGGGUGAUGAACGGACAGUUCAAAUUAAUCCAUAAUAUAAAUUUGCAGCUUUAUCAAGACAUACUAAAUCGACUGAAGGAUGAGAACAACAAAAUGAAUGAGACCACUAUUAUAAAAAGUAUUAUUGCCUUCGAGCUUGAAAAAAUACGCAUUCAACUUAAUGAGCUGAAGGGUCCUGAGACAGCGAGACUAAAACGUUCAAUCAACUGGAUUGGAUCAGCCUGGAAAUGGAUUGCUGGGUCACCAGAUGCAACAGAUUGGAAUGAAAUUUUGCGAAGCCAAGCUUCACUAGUUUCUAAUAAUAAUUUGCAAUACAAAAUAAACUCCGAAAUUUCCACGAAAACCCAAGAACUUUUGCGGACCAUAAAUGGAAUCAUUACUACAACAAAUGAUAUACUGGGAUAUAAUAUUCAAGCUAAGUCCUCACAAGAAAUACAGCACAAGGUGACGAUACUAAAGGAAGAUGUGGGUGAAUUAGUUCGAGCUUGUCAAAUGGCCAAGGCCAAAGUUGUAAACACUAACCUAUUAAACAAAGAAGAAGUAAACCAAUUAAUAGGUGAACUAGAUGUUCUUCCCUACAGUAACAUCAUCGAAGCCAUUGAAUACAGCGAGCCUUCUAUAUAUACUAAUGGCACCCACCUACUCUACAUACUAUCAAUGCCGAAGGUAGCGGAAACCAAAUUCAAUCACUUAAUUGUACGAGCAGUUUUAAAGGAAGGUCAGAAAGUGGACGUGACUCAAAGGACAAUACUGAUGAACAAGGAUGAAACCUAUGGUGUCAAAGACAAGUGUCUUCGUUUAACCAACGCUAUGAUCUGUAAAAAGGAAAUGCUUGAUCAGCUGCCAGAGGAAGAUUGCAUUACAAAACUUUUGAAGGGUGGCAAAACAGCUUGCCGCUAUGUAACCAGUUCUGAAUAAAAAGUCGAAUUACUUAAAGAUGACACAAUAUUCUUGGAUAACUUUAACAGUAGCAUUUGGUCCAACGGAACUUCCCAUCAUCUCGAUGGAUCCUUUCUUCUACAAACCAGUUCUGGAGUACAAGUUAUCCCACCAGUACUGACCACUAUCACAAAUAAGAGCCUAUCCGUUAACCUGAAUCUCGUACAUGAAAUGGCUUCGACAAAUAUACAACUUUUGGCCUAUUUAAAGGAGAAAACUACGUGGUUCAUGAUGUCAGGAUCAUUGGGUCUAUUCGUACUAAUGGUGCUUAUUUGGAUAACUUGGAGAAAGUUAACAACGAAGAAAAACCUACCCGAACUGAACCUGCCAAUAAUACAACAAAACGCCUCCUUACAUCCUGAUCUGCGGGACGCAGAUUUUUAGAGGGGGAAGAGUUAACACACCUCAAUACCUCCAAACCACUGUGCUGCGACGUAUCAUACCUACACGUGCCGCUAAGUCAGCACUUUCGAUUCGCUUGCGAAACGGAAAUAUGAUAUGUUCCCACAGUCAUCGAACUCGUGCACUAGGCCUACCGUCAGCAUAAUGCACCUGUGGGAAAUAAGCAUAAUUUGGACGUCGCUGCCAACAACGUGAGGUUUGGAGUCAAGAACUAUGAAGGCGAGAAAUCAGUUGGAGUUUGGGAGUAAAACGAUUCGUGUUAAUUUCCUCUUAUCUAAAAACUAUAAUUAAUAAAGGCACUUAAAGUAAUAAAUUUUGUAUUUUAUUUUUUAUAUCAUACGCUGCAAGGAUAUAUUUUAUACUUAUAAGAAAAUACAUUAAAAUAUAUAUAAGUAAGAAGAAAGAAUAUGUAAAAAGGACUAAAAACAAUUGAAAGAAUUUAAAAAAAGUAAUAAGAGUCCAU
Messenger RNA from Musca domestica (house fly), 2287 nucleotides. RefSeq lists its product as uncharacterized. Bases 490 to 1401 code for a protein of 303 amino acids. The record is from RefSeq and is a predicted model, not a curated record. Lineage: Eukaryota; Metazoa; Arthropoda; Insecta; Diptera; Muscidae. The transcript has a single exon.